CCCCCCCCCCCCAAGCCUCGGCAAACCGUCUCUCCCAGGGGCUGCCGCCCGUGCGCGUGCCGCGGCGGGGGUUAAGAGACGCUUACGACUCUCCCUGUGUUAUGGCAGCUGCACUGCUGUGCCUUGUGUAGCACUGUCACCCAUGAAGUGGGCUUUCCUCGGAGGUGUCUGAUUCGUGGGGACAGCCCCACCCCACAGUUGCCAACUUUCACAUGACUUCAAUUUACAGACAAUCACCAGGCUCUGUACUCACUACAGUCCUGUAUCAAGACAUGGAUUGGGACCAGUUUGACAUGAACCCCAAAGUGAUAGCUGCUGUUAAGAAAGCUAACAUAAAAUCCAUAAAAGAGAUUUUGAAUCUUUCUGGAGCAGACUUGCAAAGGCUGACAAAACUGUCCAGUAUAGAUGUACAGUGCUUACUGAAAACAGUCUCUGGUACACUGAGGAAAAGCUGUGUGCUUACAGCACUUCAGCUGUACCAAGACAAAGAUCACUGCACAUCCCAACACCAGAAACUAAGCCUGGGUUGCUCAGUACUAGAUAGCUUGUUAAGAGGUGGCAUUCCUGUGGUGGGGAUCACAGAGCUUGCGGGUGAGAGCUCUGCUGGGAAGACUCAGAUUAGUUUGCAGCUGUGCCUUUCUGUGCAGUAUCCUUAUGAAUAUGGAGGAUUAGAAUCUGGUGCUGUCUACAUUUGCACAGAAGAUGUUUUCCCAAAUAAACGCUUGCAGCAACUAAUUGAUCAACAACCUACAUUUAGGGCAGAUGUUCCACCUGAUGUCAUACAGAGAAUAAAAUUUGGAAACAGUGUUUUCAUUGAGCAUGCUGCAGACCUUGACACCUUCUACAACUGCAUUGCUAAAAGGAUUACCUUACUGCUCUUGAGAGGCAUGGUGCGUUUGGUGGUCAUUGAUUCUAUGGCUGCUUUGUUUCGAUGUGAAUUUGGAGCAAAAGAUUCUGUUAUGAAAGCCAGAUAUCUGCAGACAUUUGGAGCAAAACUUCACAGUUUAAGCAGUCGAUUCAGAACUCCAAUACUGUGCAUUAAUCAGGUAACUGAUGCAGUGUAUGAGACAGACGUUGCUCAGAGCAAUUUUGGCUUAUUGGAUAAGAAAGUUUCUCCAGCACUUGGGCUAACCUGGUCCAAUCAACUGUUGAUGAGAUUGAUGGCCAGUCGAAUAACACAAUCAGAACAGUCACCUGGAGGUGCAUUACAGCAUACUGGAAGUGUUUUGAGGACUUUAAGUGUGGUUUUUGCUCCUCAUCUCCCUCCAUCCUUUUGCUGCUAUGCAGUAAAUUUGGAAGGUGUGAAAGGUGUAAAAGUGAAAACCCCACUGUGAAAAUGUUACAUAUCUAUCUACUCCAAAGAUCGAUAUAAAUGAUUGUGAAUCAAGAAGCCAUUGGCCUAUUUUUUUCCAUCUGUAGAAAAAAAGAUGCCUAACCAUGUAUAUGAAAAAUGUUGCUUGGACAAUACACUUUUAUAACCAUAUUCUGCAAAAAUACAGAAGCAGUGAUAAAGAAUAGAUUUCUGUACCUACUUUUUAGGUUCAGUUAGGUUUGCACCUUGAUGUAUCUAUCUUGGAAAAGGGAUCUUAAUAAAAUAUAACCUGCAUCUUUGGGAUGCAGACUAUACUAAAUGCUGGCCUGCUUUAAAAAUUUACUGAAGUAGGCCAGCUGUACUUUCAAAUCCUGACUCUAGCAGGGAAAUAGCAUGUUUAUAAAACUAAUUUAAGUAGCUGAAAGUGUGCUGCUCUGGGAAAGGAAUAAUUCAUGAAUAUAGUACCAAAGCAAUACUGACUUGUUACCUGUACUAACACCCUCCCCCUCUCCAAAUCUCCCCCACCACAACCAACAAAAAACCUUUGUGCUGUUACUUCUAGCUAAACCAUAACUGACUUCACUACUUGUAGCAGUGGGGGUAUUUGCAGAGAAGAGGACACAGCUACUCCCCUAGCUCCUGUACAUUGGCUAUAGAUUCUAUGUAGGUUCUUAAACUGCUCUCAUCACCAGAGCACUUGAGCAACUUCAAGUAGUUCAUGAAGCAAAUAUUAACAUUGGCUAUAUAUGAUUCAUUCUCUCUGCAAAGGGAGAAUUGUGUGUGCAGUGUAGCAUUUUGGAUAUACAUACGGCUAUGUAUUUAUAUUUUCAUUGCAGGCAGCAUUAGUAGGGGCAGCAUUCACUCCUUAACCCCAUUUACAAGAAGCAGAUAUGGAACAUAAGUCUGAAGUUUAUGUUUACAACAGUUAUUGGCUGCAGGUGGGAAUAUGCUGUAAUAUAAAUUGGCUGCAAAAUGUAUAGGCUGAUCCUAGCUAAGAUUUUUAAAAAGCUCAUUUAUCAUCAAGCAAUACCAAAUAUUAAUUGAACUGUAUGGGAUAAGUUAGUUUGCCUAAGGCAAACUGGAAAGAAUUCAUUUUAGAUUCUACUCCUGCCUUGUUUUUUUUCAGCAAAGUUGUCCUGCAGUACGAGUUUAACUUUUAACCAAGUUGUAUUUUACUAUAUCUUUUAAAAUAAAGCUGCCAUAAGUAGUGUACAGGAAUGCUUGAUUUAACCACUUACUGAAACAUGGAGUUGCAGCUGGAAAAUACAGAUGUUGCAUGCUACUGUUUGCUAGAAGAGAGGUAGGUAGAGCAUAGAGAGUGAAGGUACAUUUGUUUUUUAAGCUUCCACAAAAAGAAAGGUUACAUUGAGUUAGCAUGGCUCUUUUGUUGCUCAUUUACAAUACUUCUAUCUCCCUGAUUAGUGACUCCAAAGGGAGCUGUUGUGCAGCGCUUAAUAGCAACACUGUCAAUUUGAUCAUCUUUUAAAUUAAGUCCUCUGCUAGAACACUCUAAAUGGCAUGUCCCAGUACUUUUAAUUCCAUUAAUUUCCCAUUCCCUGCUGAGAGCAGUGCCAAAACUAACUCAGGCCUUCCCAUUCUGUGCAAACUCUUGCUUCUUCACUUCCAGUUCUUCUUGUGAACACAUGCAACAUUAACAAAACAGUGAAAUGACAAUAGCAGUAUUCUCAGUCAUGCACAAAGGGAUCAUAAAAUCAUUAGUGCUGUCCACCUGAGAAUUCCCCCAUUAUUCCAGAUUCAUAGAUUCCCAGGCCAGAAGAGAACAUUGUCAUCAUCUAGUCUGACCUCCUAUAUAAACACGGGCUUUGAAACUUCCCCAAAAUAAUUCUUCGAGCAUAUCUUUUA
Molecule: messenger RNA, 3175 nt
Organism: Trachemys scripta elegans
Lineage: Eukaryota; Metazoa; Chordata; Testudines; Emydidae
Gene: XRCC3
Product: X-ray repair cross complementing 3
Exons: 9
Coding region: 213-1334 (373 amino acids)
Biological process (GO): resolution of mitotic recombination intermediates; t-circle formation; double-strand break repair via synthesis-dependent strand annealing
Cellular component (GO): replication fork; Rad51C-XRCC3 complex
Molecular function (GO): ATP binding; ATP-dependent DNA damage sensor activity; four-way junction DNA binding
Source: RefSeq, a predicted model, not a curated record